AUGGUCGGAGCUGUUCCAGCCGCUACAGAUGCAGUAGCGGCCGUGUCAAACCCUGUUGCACUGGCCACGCUGCCUGGGGCGUUGCCCUUCGCUGCACCGGUUGCUGCAACUGACGCGAUGAAAUUCUCGCUGUACCCGUCAGGGCAGAAGGUGAAGACGCAGAUGUGCAGAUUCUUCCCUUUUGGCACCUGCAGCAAGGGAGAGGCUUGUGCAUUCGCGCACACGGAGACGGAUCUCGGGAAGCCGGUGGUUGAAGCAGGGGCUGAGAUCGCACCCACGCCUGCUUCAAAGGUGAUGAGGGCAGGCGACUGGAUGUGCGAGUGUGGCAACCACAACUUCGCGAGCCGCAUCUACUGCAACAGCUGCGGCAAGCUCAGACCCGGCAAGAAAGCUGGAGACUGGAUGUGCAGCAAUUGCCGCUCAGAGAACGAUGCUUCCAGAGAUGCGUGCCAGCGAUGCAACUCUGCCAAAGCCAAUGCAAAUCUGACGGAAAAGAUGGAGGCCUCGUCCACAGCCAAAGGGGGACCGAGAAUACGGCCAUCUCCGUAUGGCAAAGGCGGCUCCGAUAGCGGAGCUGUCGGUGGGAAGGGUGGGCAGAAUGGCUGGUGGGACGGCCAGUGGGACGGCCAGACGGCCGGCCAGUCCGAAGACCCAAUCGUUUCCGCCCUUGUCCAAGCCGUGGAUAUCCUCGCCGGCAUGGCUGGUGGUGCCCCCAUGGUGGGCAGCAAACAGCGGGAGGGUGACUGGUAUUGCGAUUGCGGCAACUACAAUUUUGAAAGCCGUGUGAAAUGUAACAAGCACAGCUGUGGCAAGAUACGGCCUGGCUUCGUGGAGGGCGACUGGCUGUGCCGAAGAAGGGAAUGCAAAGCAAAGAACGGCAAAAUGAACGAGGCGAGGUCUGCACUGGCUGCGGCAUUCCCAGGCCGACUGGCUUCUGAAGCUCAGCAGAGGCAAAGGCCUCAUGAGGCUGUUCAGGUCCAGAAGCUGGAGCAGGGGCAGACCUUCAAGAAUGCUGCGACACUGUUGUCAAUGGUCGAUGUGCAGGCCCUCCCUGAUGGGGGAAUUCGUGUCUGCAACCUGCUUCACGUCGAUCCACAUGUUCCACGACUUGUCCCAUCCAACAUAGUGCAAGGCUUUAUCAAGUCAGUCCCCUGCCGUGGAGCUGCGUAUCUAGACAUGGCGCUUCACCUGCAGCUGCCACUACCACUGACUCCCCAGGGGCCGCUCACGCAAGCGCGCCAAGACACCUUCGAGGAGGUGACGAUAAACGGGCGAACAUGCGAAGUCUCGAGGCUUCUUGCGGGCGUGGUCAAAGAUCAAGAAACUGUCCAGGCGACCAAGCGAUGA
Symbiodinium necroappetens is the source of this 1347-nucleotide messenger RNA. NCBI's taxonomy places the organism in Eukaryota, Dinophyceae, Suessiales, Symbiodiniaceae. The record is from the annotation of a GenBank genome assembly.